AUGGCAAAUUUUGUUGGAGAUUCUGCAAGUGCUACCAGUGCUACGUCCUCCACGAAGGCCGCACAGCGCGUGAAGAAACGAAAUUUUAACCCGAUGUGGAAAGAAGAGUACUUCUUCGAAGAAAGCGGGCAAAAUGCAAGGUGCAUUAUUUGCAAAAAAGAAUUGUUAGAUUUGAAAAAAACAAAUAUUAAGAGACAUUUUGACAACAUGCACGGGCAACAAUAUGGACAGCUGACUUCUGACGAACGACAGCAGAAACUGAAGGAACUUCAAGGAGAAUAUCCGUCAACACCUAAUGAAACAGCAAUAAGAUAUAGUUAUCUAAUUGCGCUAGAAAUAGCAAAAAGCGGGCACUGUUUCCCGGACGGGAAAUUCGUAAAAAAAGUUUUUAAUAUUGUUUCGAACGGGAUGCGUUCGAAAGAAGCAGAUUUAUUGAAGAAUAUAAGCCUCUCAAGACGCACAAUUGCCCGUCGCAUACAAGAAAUGGGACAGAAUCUUCACCAAGAGAUAGUGAAGAAAAGCAAUAAUUUAAUUAAGUUUUCCAUCUGUUUGGAUGAGUCUACUGAUGUAAAGGGUACAUCACAGUUGGCGAUUUUCAUUCGUGGUGUCAACGAAGACUUAGAGAUCACGGAGGAAUUAUUAGAUUUCUGCUCCAUGCAUGGAACAACAACAGGAGAAGACAUCUUCUCAUGCGUCGAGGCUACAAUAGAUAUUAAUGGACUCGAUUGGUCCAAGUUAAUAUCAGUAACAACGGACGGUGCACCGGCAAUGGUGGGCAAGUACAUCGGAGUACUUGCCUAUGUAAAACGGAAAAUGGCAAAUUUGCACAUUACGAAUGAUGUCACAACUAUUCAUUGUGGCAUCCAUCAAGAAAAUUUGUGCGCAAAAAAGAUGAAUACGGACAUGUUAAGAGUAUAG
This is a messenger RNA of Ceratina calcarata, 918 nucleotides long. RefSeq names its product general transcription factor II-I repeat domain-containing protein 2-like. The transcript is spliced from 2 exons. NCBI's taxonomy places the organism in Eukaryota, Metazoa, Arthropoda, Insecta, Hymenoptera, Apidae. Bases 1 to 918 code for a protein of 305 amino acids. The record is from RefSeq and is a predicted model, not a curated record.